Molecule: messenger RNA, 496 nt
Organism: Carica papaya (papaya)
Lineage: Eukaryota; Viridiplantae; Streptophyta; Magnoliopsida; Brassicales; Caricaceae
Product: small ribosomal subunit protein uS14z/uS14y/uS14x-like
Biological process (GO): cytoplasmic translation
Cellular component (GO): cytosolic small ribosomal subunit; ribosome
Molecular function (GO): structural constituent of ribosome; zinc ion binding
Source: RefSeq, a predicted model, not a curated record
GUUGUCGUCCAAAAUCCUCUGCAAAAGAUUUAGGGUUUUGAAUUGCUCAAUCGCAGACCUUCCAUCUUGCAGAUCUUCCUUCUCGCAGACAGAAAUCAUGGGUCACUCUAACGUCUGGAACUCUCACCCCAAGACCUACGGCCCGGGUUCUCGCCAAUGCCGUGUGUGUGGCAACUCACAUGGGCUCAUCCGCAAAUAUGGUCUCAUGUGCUGUCGCCAAUGCUUUCGCAGCAAUGCGAAGGAGAUUGGUUUCAUUAAGUACCGUUAAACUGUUGCAGCAUUCAAGAUUAAAGAAUUUCAACCGAGUAGUGUUUUCUUAAUAUGGAUUUCGAAUGGAUAUUUUACUUUUUAGAGUUGGUUUAUUUGUAAAACGGGAUGUUGGACUGAAGAAUACUUUUGCUACUACCUUUGAUUUUAGCACCUCAUUCUCAAUGAUCUUUGUUCUAUACUUGUUGAUUGUUAAGCUUAAUUGCAUUGCUCGGAUAAUUGUGUAGAA